Messenger RNA from Peronospora matthiolae, 1059 nucleotides. Lineage: Eukaryota; Oomycota; Peronosporomycetes; Peronosporales; Peronosporaceae. The record is from the annotation of a GenBank genome assembly.
AUGGGCCGCAACAGGAAGGGGCGUCAAUGCGGCGGCUACGGCUCCAAAAAAGAGCGGUUCGUGCUGCUCCAGCGCUGGCAGCAAGAAGUCAAUAAAGUCACGCGCAAGAACGCGCAGAACCGACACACGCAGCACAAGCUCGAAGACCAGCGGAGACGUGCGGUAACUACAGAGUCUGCCCGUUGUCGUGUGCGGGCAGACUUGCUGUCAUUGUGGACGAACGCGCGUCUAAAGGACGAUCGUAUGGAGAAGAGGAAGCGCGACGGAGCGCUCUCGAUCGCUUCGGAGCUGCAGAAGACGUCGAAGGUGGACACGUUCUCGUCGCUACAAGAACGGUGCAUCUACGAGAUUGCACGGUCGUUCGAUCUCUACAGCUCUGCGUGCGAGUUCACCCACGCGUUCUUCGCUUCGUGCAUGCCAUGGAUGGUCACGCGACUUGCGGAACUGGCAACUGCGUUCAAGACAGUGUGUGAUGGGAAUGUGCAGCUGUUGCUGCUGCAGCCGACGGAGCAGCUCACAGUUGGUUUUGUCCGGGACGAAAAGUCCUUGGCGCCACUAUUUGCAGUAGAAGACAAUGAGCAGCACAUGGCGUGGCAGUCUGCAUCCGGAAACCUGGUGGAGCGUGCGGUUGAGUCGUGGGAAGACCUGGACAGUGAAGACGUGGACAUUGUGCAGACUACUGGUUCUGAUGAAGUGCGACUGCUGAGUCUGAGUCUCGUCUCGUGUCUUGGACUCUCGAGUCGGUUCUUGACGCAAUUGAUGACAGCCCAUCCACACCUCGAACACCUCAAGAUUGUGGAUUGUUUCGACGCUGCAUCGACUGAACAAGGCGUUGCAUUGCUGCACCAGCUCGCCAAGUCGCGUGCGCUCCAGACGCUGCACUUUUCCUGGUGUGGUUGGCUCACUACGGAGAUCCUUGUCACCUUUGCUUACGAGCUCCUGGAGCCGCCUCUCUCUCCACUUUGUAAGCUCCACGUCUCGAACUGUUUUGAUGUACUUGGUGACUACGUACAGGCUGUGUACCACGACCUCCUGCCGGCAUUAAAUGUAUCCAUGUGA